Molecule: messenger RNA, 4296 nt
Organism: Callorhinus ursinus (northern fur seal)
Lineage: Eukaryota; Metazoa; Chordata; Mammalia; Carnivora; Otariidae
Gene: TERT
Product: telomerase reverse transcriptase
Biological process (GO): telomere maintenance via telomerase
Cellular component (GO): telomerase catalytic core complex
Molecular function (GO): telomerase activity; telomerase RNA binding; telomeric repeat DNA binding
Source: RefSeq, a predicted model, not a curated record
AUGCCGCGCGCGCCCCGGUGCCGCGCCGUGCGCGCCCUGCUGCGGGGCCACUACCGGGAGGUGUUGCCCCUGGCCUCCUUCCUGCGGCGCCUGGGGCCCCAGGGCCGGCGGCUCGUGCGGCGUGGGGACCCAACGGCCUUCCGCGCGCUGGUGGCCCAGUGCCUGGUGUGCGUGCCCUGGGACGCGCGGCCGCCCCCCGUCGCCCCGUCCUUCCGCCAGGUGUCCUGCCUGAAGGAGCUGGUGGCCAGGGUGGUGCAGAGGCUCUGCGAGCGCGGCGCCAGGAACGUGCUGGCUUUCGGCUUCGCCCUGCUAGACGGAGCCCGCGGCGGGCCGCCCGUGGCCUUCACGACCAGCGUGCGCAGCUACCUGCCCAACACGGUAACGGAGACUCUGCGUGGCAGCGGCGCAUGGGGGCUGCUGCUGCGCCGCGUGGGCGACGAUGUGCUCACCCACCUGCUCACGCGCUGCGCGCUCUACCUGCUGGUGGCCCCGAGCUGCGCCUACCAAGUGUGUGGGCCUCCGCUCUACGACCUCUGCGUCCCCGCCGUGGCUCGGCCCUUCGCGUCCCCCGGCCACAGUCCUGGGACCCGGAUGGACCUCAGACCCACGCGCCAGGCCUGGAACUCCGGCGCAAGGCGGCGUCGGGGCAGCUCCGGGAACAGUCCUCAGCCGGCCAAGAGGCCCAGGCGCCGCGUGACCCCAGAGCCGGAGCAGGGGACCGACAGGCCUGCCCGGGCCCAUCUGGGCAGGGUCCACGGGCCAAGUGACAGCAAACCUGGCGCAGUGACACCUGUCAGGGCCGCUGCGGAAGCUGCCUCGUGGGAGGGAGGGCCCCCUGGGACUCGUCUCUCCUCCCCGGCUGCACAGCCAUCUCAGGGGCCCCAGGGAGUACCCCAUCACCCAGCGCACCCCGAGACCAAGCACUUCCUCUACUGCUCGGGAGGCAGGGAGCGGCUGCGCCCCUCCUUCCUGCUCAGCGCCCUGCCGCCUAGCCUGACCGGGGCCCGGAAACUCGUGGAGACCAUCUUUCUGGGCUCCGAGCCCCGGAGGCCAGGGGCUGCCCGCACGACGCGCCGCCUGCCCGCGCGCUACUGGCGGAUGAGGCCCCUGUUCCGGGAGCUGCUUGGGAACCACGAGCGGUGCCCAUAUGGUGCACUCCUCAGGACCCACUGCCCGCUUCGGGCCGCGGCCCUCGGGGAUGCGCCUCGCGACCAGGCGUGUGGAGGAGUGGGCGUGUGCCCUUCGGAGAGGCCAGCGGCAGCCCCUGAGGAGGAGGCGGACCCGCGGCGUCUGGUGCAGCUGCUCCGACGGCACAGUAGCCCCUGGCAGGUGUAUGCUUUCCUGCGGGCCUGCCUGUGCUGGCUGGUGCCCGCUGGACUCUGGGGCUCCAGGCACAACCAGCGCCGCUUCUUGAGGAACGUGAAGAAAUUCAUCUCUCUGGGAAAGCAUGCCAAGCUCUCGCUGCAGGAGCUGACGUGGAAGAUGCAAGUGCGGGACUGCACCUGGCUGCGGGGGAGCCCAGGGGCUCGCUGUGUCCCGGCCACCGAGCACCGUCGGAGAGAGGAGAUCCUGGCCAGGUUCCUGUGCUGGUUGAUGGGCACGUACGUGGUUGAGCUGCUCAGGUCGUUUUUUUACGUCACAGAAACCACGUUUCAGAAGAACCGGCUCUUCUUCUAUCGGAAGAGUGUCUGGAGCCAGUUACAGAGCAUAGGAAUCAGACAACACUUCACACGUGUGCAUCUCCGAGAACUGUCAGCAGCAGAUGUCCGAAGACACCACGAAGCCAGAGCGGCUCUCCUGACAUCCAGACUCCGCUUCCUCCCCAAGCCCAGUGGACUGCGGCCAAUUGUGAACAUGGACUAUGUGCUGGGAGCCAGAACAUUCCGCAGAGACAAGAAGGUCCAGCACCUCACCUCACAAGUGAAGACACUGUUCAGCGUGCUGAACUAUGAGCGGGCCCGGCGCCCCAGCCUCCUGGGGGCCUCCGUGCUGGGCAUGGAUGACAUCCACAGGGCCUGGCGCGCCUUUGUGCUGCGCAUGCGGGCCCGGGACCCGGUGCCCCAGCUGUACUUUGUCAAGGUGGACGUGACCGGGGCGUAUGAUGCGCUCCCACAGGACAGGCUGGUAGAGGUGAUGGCCAAUGUGAUCAGGCCUCAAGAAAACACCUACUGCGUGCGCCAGUAUGCCGUGGUCCGGAGAACUGCCCAGGGACACGUCCGGAAGUCCUUCAAGAGACAUGUGUCCACCUUCACAGACCUCCCGCCGUACAUGAGACAGUUUGUGGAGCGUCUGCAAGAGACAAGCUCGCUGAGGGACUCCGUGGUCAUCGAGCAGAGCUCCUCUCUGAAUGAAACCAGCAGCGGCCUUUUCCACCUCUUCCUACGCCUGGUGCACAACCAUGUCAUAAGGAUCGGGGGCAAGUCGUACGUCCAGUGUCAGGGGAUCCCUCAGGGCUCCAUCCUGUCCACUCUGCUGUGCAGUCUGUGCUACGGGGACAUGGAGAGCAGGUUGUUUCCUGGAAUCCAGCAGGAUGGGGUGCUCCUGCGCCUGGUGGAUGACUUCCUGCUGGUCACGCCUCACCUGACACAGGCGCAGGCCUUUCUCAGGACGCUGGUCAGGGGGGUCCCCGAGUACGGCUGCAUGGCCAACUUGCAGAAGACUGUGGUGAACUUCCCUGUGGAGGACGUUGCCCCGGGCCGCACGGCCCCCCUGCAGCUGCCGGCCCACUCCCUGUUCCCGUGGUGCGGCCUGCUGCUGGACACCCGGACCCUAGAGGUGUCCUGCGACUACUCCAGCUACGCCCAGACCUCCAUCCGCUCGAGCCUCACCUUCAGCCAGGGCGCCAAGCCCGGGAGGAACAUGCGGCGCAAGCUCUUUGCGGUCUUGCGGCUAAAGUGCUGUGCUUUGUUUCUGGAUCUGCAGGUGAACAGCGUCCACACAGUUUAUACAAACAUUUACAAGAUAUUCCUGCUGCAGGCCUACAGGUGGGUUCCCCGGCCGCAUGGCCACAGGCGGCAGGCCCACCGUGGCCCCAGCCCUCCCUCGGCCGGGAGAGCAUCCUGCCCUCCUGUGUCCCAGCUUAUAAGGAUGAGGUAUUUGCCAAGUUUUCAGCCGCAGACGCUGCAGCUUCGUGAGUGUGCGUUCCACGCGUGUGUGCUCCAGUUCCCGUUCAACCAGCCAGUGAGGAAGAACCCCUCCUUCUUCCUCCGUGUCAUCUCGGACACCGCGUCGCACUGCUACUCCCUCCUGAAAGCCAAGAACACAGGGAUGUCCCUGGGCGCCAAGGGCGCCUCCGGCCCGUUUCCUUCUGAGGCUGCACGGUGGCUGUGCCUCCAUGCCUUCCUGCUCAAGCUGGCCCGUCACGGUGGCACCUACAGGUGUCUUCUCGGGGCUCUCCGGGCAGCCAAAGCACACCUGUGCCGGCAGCUCCCGAGGGUGACGCUGGCUGCCCUGGAGGCAGCAGCUGACCCCAGCCUGACCGCAGACUUCAAGACCAUUUUGGACUGACGACGGGUCCUCCCAGCCCAGAGUGGCCUCCAGGGCCCCUGAGCCCCAGUCCGUGUGCCUUCACGCGGUGGGACGGGCCGGCUCACCUUCAGGUCUCGGCCCUUUCUCCCCUGAGACUCUGAGACUUGAGCUGCUGGUUGGCACCCCCAGGAGAGGUUGGCCCCCGUGUCAUCGGGGAGGAGAACACACCCAGCACCCUCUUGUGAUCAGGGUUGUUCUUCAGCCACUGGCUGCCAGGAGGGGGCAGGCAGGAGCACCGGGCUGGCGUGUCCGGUCUGUCUGGACCUUUGUCACCCCCACGGGGGACUGCCCCAGUCUGCACACGUGUCCCGAGGGCGCUCGGCAGUGGGUGUGCUCUUUCCCGCUACCUGCACAGGCCUGGACUGUCCCCGCCCGCCCCUGGCCGUCCCCUGUGCCGCGUCCAAAGUCUGUGUCCCGUGGAGCUUUCCCCAGAAGCUAAUGUCCAGUCAGCUGUUCCAGACCCAUCCCCGCCCAUCCUUGGGACCUCGCCCUGCGCCCCCCACACCCUGCUCUGGCCUCCUGGAGCCUGAGUGUCUGGCCCACCCCACGUGCCGCCAACCCCACUUCUGACUCUUCCCUGCCGGUCCCUGCUCUGCACACAGUGGCCCUGGGUCUUCCUGGUGGCGCUCCUCUGCAUGGCCUCCGCCCCUGGACCUGCCACCUCCGGUAACUCCUGGGGAGCCACAGAAGGAACAUGCCGAGCCUUUGCUCUUAGAGGCUUCCAUUUACCCGUGUUUGUAUUAAAACGCAUCCUGCGUGAGGCAUGCA